AUGAAGAACAGUGAAGCUAGACCUGUUGGAACAGCCCCAUUACCAGAGGCCAAUGAAGUUGAAAAGAAAAAUCCCAACGAGUGCAAUUACAUCCAGAAUGAUAAGAGAUCACAUGGCAAAGGCCGUGGUGGAUAUAGAACUGUGACAAUUACUCGAACGGCCGAGAUAGAUACUUGGCCGGCCGGAAAGGAAACCACAAUAACCGUGGUCGUGGUUCCAAUCCCGGCCGUGGCCGAGGUGGUUAUGGACGAGGUCGAGGCGGAAAGUAUUAAGGACAAGAACCCGGAGGCUCAUAUGGUCCAUGAUUCCGGAUAUGAGGUUGAUAGAGAAUCUGAUGUUGCAAAUGACGACCUGAUGGAUUUUGAGACUUAUGAUUGUCUCAAAGACUAA
Molecule: messenger RNA, 390 nt
Organism: Brassica napus (rape)
Lineage: Eukaryota; Viridiplantae; Streptophyta; Magnoliopsida; Brassicales; Brassicaceae
Exons: 2
Coding region: 1-390 (129 amino acids)
Source: RefSeq, a predicted model, not a curated record